Messenger RNA from Zonotrichia albicollis (white-throated sparrow), 1999 nucleotides. It is a transcript of the gene STAMBPL1, whose product is annotated as STAM binding protein like 1. Gene Ontology annotation, molecular function: K63-linked deubiquitinase activity; metal-dependent deubiquitinase activity; protein binding. NCBI's taxonomy places the organism in Eukaryota, Metazoa, Chordata, Aves, Passeriformes, Passerellidae. Gene Ontology annotation, cellular component: membrane; endosome. The record is from RefSeq and is a predicted model, not a curated record. Gene Ontology annotation, biological process: protein K63-linked deubiquitination.
CCGGGGCCGCUCCCGCGCAGGGCGCCCGCGGCUCCGCGGCCCGCCGGGGCGAGGCGAGGCGGGAGGAGCAAGAAGAGAGAGAGAAGCAGAGGAGGCCCAGGCCGCCUGGCGCUCCUGCUUCCCCCCGGCCCGCGCUUUGUCCGCGGCAGCCGCCGCCAGCGCGGAUGCGAGAGCCGCUGUGCAAGGAGGAAUAUUUAUUUGUUGGCUCAUCAGUGUUGAAACCAGUGUUGAGUGUUGAAACCAGCAAGCUGUGCAGGUGGAACACAUGGUGUUUGAGCACACAACCACAAUCAGCAUAUCUGUAUUCCAGUUUCCCUUGGGCUAUUAAACCCUGAGACAUCUGGUGGCAAAUACUGAGCUCAGGAUUGGUACUGGCCUUUCAGUCAGAUGGAGACUUUGGAGGAAAACAGCAAUCUCCUUGGUUUGCAGGCAGACAACAACAUGGAGCAGCCAUUCACUGUCAGCUCAUUGAGAAAGCUGGUGGCUAUUCCUGACCACACAGACAUCUCAGUGAGCCCGGAGGAGCGGGUGCGUGCCCUGAGCAAGCUGGGCAGCAACAUCAGCAUCAACGAGGACAUCACCCCGCGGCGGUACUUCCGCUCGGGGGUGGAGAUGGAGCGCAUGGCCGCCGUCUACAUGGAGGAGGGCAACCUCGAGAACGCCUUCGUCUUCUACAACAAGUUCAUCACGUUGUUUGUAGAAAAGCUGCCCAGUCACCGAGACUAUCACCAAUGUGCAGUACCAGAAAAACAAGAUAUUAUUAAGAAAUUGAAGGAGGUUGCAUUCCCACGGACAGACGAACUGAAAAGAGAUCUUUUAAAAAAAUAUAACUUAGAAUAUCAAGAAUACAUGCAACACAAAAACAAAUGUAAAACUGAAUUUCUGAAGAAACUGGAGCACCAAAAGCUAAUAGAGGCAGAGAAGAAACGAAUCGCACACAUGCGGCAGCAGCAGCUCGAAUCAGAGCAGUUUCAGUUCUUUGAGGAUCAACUUAAGAAGCAAGAGCUGGCUCGAGAUCAGAAAAUCAAAGAGAGUGUGGUUAUGUCUGAACAGAUAGAUGGAAGUAUGCUGUCUUGUGUUUCUGUACCAGAGAACAGCUCCUUAUCUGCAGCACUGCUGGAGAAAAAGGAGAGGCGCGGCACCUCUGGCUGUGCUGGACAUUCGCCGCCCAUGGAACGGGUCUUAAAGCCAGCAGCUACUCUAAGUGCUGUUCAGACUCAAUUGGCCGAAGCACUCAGAGGUGUCAUUUUGCCCAGGGAUCUCUGUCACAAAUUUCUGCUGCUGGCAGAGGCAAAUACAGUAAGAGGAAUAGAGACAUGUGGAAUUCUCUGUGGAAAACUGACUCAUAAUGAAUUUACUAUUACACAUGUAAUAGUGCCAAAGCAAACUGCAGGACCAGACUACUGUGACAUGGAGAAUGUGGAAGAAUUAUUUGGUAUUCAGGAUCAGUAUGAUCUCCUCACUUUGGGUUGGAUCCAUACACAUCCAACACAAACUGCAUUCUUAUCCAGUGUUGAUCUCCAUACUCAUUGUUCUUAUCAGCUGAUGUUGCCAGAGGCCAUUGCAAUUGUUUGUUCACCAAAGCAUAAUGACACUGGCAUCUUCAGACUGACUAAUGCUGGCAUGCUAGAAGUUUCUGCUUGUAAAAAGAAGGGAUUCCAUCCUCAUACAAAGGACCCUAGGUUAUUUAAUCCAUGUACCCAUGUGGUUGGGAAAGACAUAAAGAUAAUCGUGCUGGAUCUGAGGUGAUACGGAUGGACCACAACAAUGUACUCUACAAAAGGCCAAAAGAGAAAAAUGGAUUCUUGUUUUUUCCUACAUUUUCAGAAAUUACUUUUAUAUUUAUACAUUUUAGAUUGAAUGGUUUGAUAUUUAUUGCUCUAGCCUGUUUUGGAGUUAUUUUGUUGCUCUGUUAAGAUGGAGUUCAGUGGCAUUAACCCUGAAUCUGUAAACAAAUCUCACCCAUAAAACACAACAAUAAAAUGAACUUCAAACUACA